Talaromyces atroroseus is the source of this 2745-nucleotide messenger RNA. RefSeq lists its product as hypothetical. Gene Ontology annotation, molecular function: zinc ion binding; DNA-binding transcription factor activity, RNA polymerase II-specific; DNA binding. The record is from RefSeq and is a predicted model, not a curated record. Lineage: Eukaryota; Fungi; Ascomycota; Eurotiomycetes; Eurotiales; Trichocomaceae. Bases 1 to 2745 code for a protein of 914 amino acids. The transcript is spliced from 8 exons. Gene Ontology annotation, biological process: regulation of DNA-templated transcription; DNA-templated transcription.
AUGUCAACCUCGCAGGGCGAUGCACAACAGCCACCACCAGCGUCAGGAAAAGGGAAAAAGGCGCCGCGCAAGCAUGUUACCACAGCAUGUGUACCCUGCCGAGAGAGCAAAAUCAGGUGUGAUGGCGCGACGCCAAAUUGCCUGAACUGCCAGAAAAAAGAGAAAAUAUGCAGAUACCAACUGGGGGAUGAUAAAAGAAAAAUUUCCUUGCGUGCAGCAUCGGAAAUUUUCUCUUCGAGAAUUGACCAGUUGACUCAAUUUAUUCAUGACAAUGGCCUAGAGCCACCUCUAAUGCGACCAGAUGCCGAGCAAGAAAUGAACAGAGUGCUGGAUACCCUCCAGAUACCGCGAGGCGUCAUCAAAGGCAUCGCUUCUCACAGCGCCAUCAACCCACCUAAUCCCACUACCAAUAAAAAUGGGGAUACAGCUGUAUCUAAUCGAUUUCCAGCAGCUGCCGGUAACCUUGUUUCGCCACCUGGACGGUACCCCAAUGUUCACCCUAACCUUUUACCUCCUGCCUUCGACUUUAGUCUUCCCACAGCUGAGUGCCUAGAUGAUCUCUACACUACAAAUCAGUUACACACUACUCCUGAAGCUCUUCACCACCCAGAGUCAGGUGCUUAUACAGGAGCUGAAAGAACGUCAAUGCGCGCACACCAGCAUGAUGAUGAUGAUAAUGAUUCAGAUACUGGAGACGAGGCCGAACGAGAGGUCAUAGAGCAACUAUCACAUCGUAUUGGCACUUUGAAACUGGCCAGCGAUGGACACCUUCGAUUUUAUGGCCCGACCUCGAACCUCAACCUAGUCGAUGUUACAUCUACUUCAACGCAAAGGCCAGGCCCCGACGAGCGCUCGGUCCGCCACGAUGGCCAAGAGCUUCUUAAUCACUUACAUAUUGGGCAGCACGUUGAACAAAGCCUGGAAAACCAUUUGAUAGAACUUUAUUUCACAUGGCAGAAUCCAAGUUUGUACAUUGUUGAGCCAGAGAUGUUCGCGAUUGCGCGUGCUAAAUGGCGGGACGAAUCGGAUGAUACUCCAUUCUACUCGGAGGUUCUUACGAAUGCAAUGUGCGCGCUUGGUGCUGCUUUCGAGGCACGCUAUCAUCCAACGUUCAUAACCUUCCCGAAAUCACUGUCAGAAUUCUUUGCAGACAGGGCGAAAGCUCUUUUGGAGAUAGAACUGGACAGUCCCUGCGUGGCUACAGUACAGGCUCUUGUCAUCCUCAGUAGUCACGAGGCCGCGUCGAAUAGAGACGCCCGUGGAUGGCUCUAUAGUGGAAUUUUAGGAAUGUCCAUGCGACUUGCUUAUGACUUGGGUCUGCAUAUAGAUAUGGCAGCUUAUGUUGAGAAAGGGAGCAUGACUCCCAUGGAGGCAAAUGUCCGAAAGGUCGUCUUUUGGGGAAGCUAUAUCGCAGACCACUUUUGGGGCUUUUAUCUUGGUCGCCCUUUCAGUAUGAAUGCUGGGGAUAUAUCUGUUGCAAAGCCAGCAUCAUCUUUGAAUAAUACCAGAGAGGAUAUAUGGUAUGGUUACGGAAUGGGCGAGCUUCUACCAAGCAGUCUAGAGAAUGGCCUCAGGAAUACCAGCGAGCUUAUCACUCAACAAUUCGUUAAUCUAUGGGAAAUGAUUGCGCCCGUAGGGCAUAUUUUGUACGGCUGUAGUGACAUAGCUAGUCACGACCUGCAACGAAUUACCUAUAAGGUGACGGAGGAUUUGUUUGCAUGGAAGAGAAAUUUAUCUCCUUCGAUGCAAAUUGACCUUGAGCAUGAUUAUGGACCUGCAUUACCUCACCUAUUGAUGUUGCAUAUGCAAUAUCACCAAAUAGUGAUCUUCUUUCAUCGACCAUGGGUGUCUAAAAGCUACAUACAGCCACAGAAUCCAAAACAAGGACCAGGAUAUCAACACGCACGAAGAACAUGUGCCGAAUCGGCGACGGCAAUUGCACGCCUGUUACGACUCUACGAGAAGUAUUAUACAUUCCGACGAAUCAAUAACCAAGUAGUUGCUAUUAUAUUCACUGCCGCAUUGAUGCUGAUAUUCAUCACCAUUUCCAUGUCAUCUCAAGAUACUGGUCGGCUGCACGCAGAGGAAAAAAACAGACUGGCGGACAUGGCGGCACAUUUGAAUGUUUGUUUCCGAGCCUUGGACGAGCUAGGCCAGUCCUUUGAGAAUGCGAAAAGAACUCGGGACUUCCUAGUGAGCUUGCAACGGCGAUGGCAGAAUCAUAUGCGAAAGAAUGGCACGAAAUCGAAAAGAUCAUUCGAGUCGCCUGCUGCAUUUGUUGCCAAAAAUCAACAAUCUGUUCGGGAAGAUGGGGCAUCUGCCAACGCCCCUGAUGAUUCUUCCUCUGCGGCAGGACAGAAAAAGCUGCGAUUAUCACAACCAUCAAUUCUAGAAGACUCGGAUCUCGGUGCAAAUCUUAUAGAUGCGCAUGAUCUGCUGCCGCGAGACGUUGAUUUUGGACAGCUCAGUGGCGGACUGAGCUGGACACCUUCAAGCAGAGAUCUCAAAAUGCUGUCAGAAGGACUUGGCGAUGCACCAUUAUUCUCUACAGCAUCAAUGUCGCCAUCAUCAACAGCGUCCCCUCGGCCACCACUUCCACGAGGCGAUACCAUGACUACACCUCUAACCAGCAGUGGAAACAAUAUGAUUCCCAAUUUGAACGACAUGGCAUCUGCAUGGUGGAAUUGGCCGUCGCCAAAUGGUGUUAAUGGCUCUACUAAUCAAACGGGCGGGACGAAUCCUUGA